AUGAGCAGCUCUGACGUCCACUCGGAGGACGAUGAUGAACUAUCGGAUACUCCUUUUAUUAAACCAAGAGUAGCGCGAGGACCACGCGCUAGGGUACUGAAUAAGCUACGCGCAUCGCUGUCGGAAAACUCGAUUGAGUCGUACAAGAAGCUUCUCGACCGGACAUUCGAAGAGAAUCCCAUCGCCAAAGAAGAUAACUUCAAUACAACGCAAGAUGGUAUCGUGGUAUGGACACCACAGGAGAAACGGGCUUUUUUUGAGGUUUUGGAUCGAAAAGGGCGCGGUGGCAUUAGGGAAAUUGCCACUGCGAUUCAGUCGAAAUCAGAGCUUGAAAUUCUGGAGUAUAUAAGGCUCCUACAAAAGGGUGUGCGGCGACAGCAUUUCAACGAUACCCAUGCCAGGACAGCUAUCUUGGGUGAUAUCCCAGCCGCAGCGGAGAUAAGCAAAGAAUGCUGUGAUGCACUAGACAAUUAUGCCGAAUUGCUCUGCUUGGAAGAACAGAGGGAUGAAGACAGGACCGGUAGAGCCAAGCACGGUGGUCUGUGGAUUAUUGAUGAGGAGUUGGCAGGUAAACUGGAGACGGCGAUCGCGGAAGAGCAAAAGGAUCCAUCGAACCCUAGUCUUGAAAUCGCAGUCCAUGCAAACGAGGCGCAUCUUGAAAAAGGCCUGUCUACACCAGAUGUUAAUGAUGCAGCUACAUUUUUCAAACUGACUAACUGGAUCCUGCUCUCAGAACGACUUUUCAUGAAUUUUGGAGGUCAUAGAUUGGAAGACAAUUGGGUCAAUGUAGCCUUCGAAGGCGAGACACCGGCAAUGACGGCUGAUGUUGUGUCUGAUUUCUAUAAAAUCGCCCUGACUGUAACUCGCCGCCUAGUCCACGCAACGCAUUUCUUUGCUUCAUCAAGAGUCCGAAGAAACGGGAAGGCAAGCCGUCCUUCUGCAACGGUUAUCAAGGCCUCCGAUGUCAGAAGGGCAGCACGCACUUUCGACAUGAGGACCAAUGCCUCUGAGUAUUGGAUCGGAGUAGCGCGACGGUGCAGCCUUGAAGUGGAAGACAGUCGACACAGGAAGAGUUGGAACCCCAUUCCUUUAGAUUACGAUGAAGUUGAGACCCUUCUGUCUCAAACGUUGUUACCUUCUGAGCCAUAUGAAAGGAUCACGCCAAGCCCAAGUUCUCGUGAGCGCUCCAAAAGUAUCAUCAGUGACGUCUCUCUGGAUUCGCUCGCCGCGGAGUCAAAUGAUUCUGAAGAUGAGCACGCCGAAGCACUCGACCAUCAACAUAGCUCAGCUGAAGAACUUUCAUGCUGGACCGCUCUGGGUCGAACGCCUCGAGACUCGCCAAAUCCCCAACUGCUGAACGCCGAAAUUCGAAUUCCUCCCAAACCACCUGGAAAACGCAAAACAACAGAGGAACUCGUCGACUGGCGUGACCGAACGCUCUAUCGUAGCGAAUGGGAAGAAUAUGGCUACGAGACGGAGAAGCUGGACGGCGAGUUCGCAAGCCAGCGCAAGAAACGCCUGACCAUGGCCUCAUUCCGCCCGCUUUCUGGGAUCAACAUUCAGGUUGCCAAUGAGACUUCAAAGCUGGACUCAGACAGCCGUGAGCACAUGAGGGUUGAAGCGGAGACUGAAGCGGAAUUCGACUAUCAAACUGAUAACUCGGAUCCUGAAUUUCGCCUCAGGUCUCCGGAUCGACUGUCGAGGUCGAAGUCGCAGCCGAAGCCGAUUGUGUCAAGGACAAGCUCUCGCAAACGCACGCCUGUUUCGUAUGCCCCGCCGCAGGGUUUUGAGUUUGAUGUGGAGAUGGAAGUUGACUCGGAGACUUGCAAUGGCGAUGCAGAUGAAGAAUUGCGUGAAACGAAUGACGACCAGGGCGGCGAUUACGUCUCCCUGUCGGAAAAAGACUUCAAUGGCGAACAUGGCGAAGAUAAAGACGAAAAAGACGCCAGCGUGUCUUCCGUCUCUGAUGAUCAUUAUCACCCAUCCAGCCCUCGAGAUGAGAGUAUUUCUGUAUGGGACGAGGGACAUAACGAGGGUGAUGAUAAUGAUAAUGCCGAAAAAGGCAAUUUUCUUUCUGGCCAUUAA
Molecule: messenger RNA, 2085 nt
Organism: Aspergillus nidulans FGSC A4
Lineage: Eukaryota; Fungi; Ascomycota; Eurotiomycetes; Eurotiales; Aspergillaceae
Exons: 1
Coding region: 1-2085 (694 amino acids)
Biological process (GO): nucleolar large rRNA transcription by RNA polymerase I
Cellular component (GO): RNA polymerase I upstream activating factor complex
Source: RefSeq, a predicted model, not a curated record